AUGGCUCCGACCGUGGACAUCUUCGCCAGAGACGACGGCUGCGGAUAUGGAUAUUUCUUUGAUGGACGUAUAUGUCGCCGCAAGAGCGGCUGGUAUUUUUGGGGACGAUGGGUGCUCGCUGGUAUUGCCAUCAUCUUGGCCUUGAUUCUCUUGUUCAGCUGCUUGUGCAUCACACGACGAAACCGUAGACGCGGUGUGCAGCCCAUUUACGGGACUGGCUGGUUCAGUGGCGCUCCUCAAGGCCAGCCUGCUGGAAACAGCGGAAAUAAUAAAUACAAUAACGCCCACGAGAUGAACAACUACCAGCAGGCUGGAUACAACCAAGGUGGCUAUCAGCAGCCUGCCUACGGCGAGGGAUACGGAGGCUACACUAGCCCUCCGCCGUAUGGUCAGCAACCUGUGGGCAACCAGACAACGGGCACCACAUUCAAUGCCAAUGACGGAUACAACACCGGCCAUCAAUACGGUGUCCAGCAACCUCAGAGUGCUUACCACCCUAGUGGUGAAUAUCAACCUCCUGCGGGACCGCCUCCAGGAAAAUAA
Trichoderma gamsii is the source of this 543-nucleotide messenger RNA. RefSeq lists its product as hypothetical. Gene Ontology annotation, biological process: vesicle-mediated transport. The transcript is spliced from 2 exons. Gene Ontology annotation, cellular component: intracellular membrane-bounded organelle. The record is from RefSeq and is a predicted model, not a curated record. Bases 1 to 543 code for a protein of 180 amino acids. Lineage: Eukaryota; Fungi; Ascomycota; Sordariomycetes; Hypocreales; Hypocreaceae.